Messenger RNA from Colletotrichum lupini, 798 nucleotides. RefSeq lists its product as uncharacterized. The record is from RefSeq and is a predicted model, not a curated record. Bases 1 to 798 code for a protein of 265 amino acids. Gene Ontology annotation, cellular component: membrane. The transcript is spliced from 3 exons. NCBI's taxonomy places the organism in Eukaryota, Fungi, Ascomycota, Sordariomycetes, Glomerellales, Glomerellaceae.
AUGUCUUCAACCCCCAAACGUUGGUUGGCCUCCGACAUGACCGAUGACGGUCACAUGUUUUUGCGUUGGGAGCAUGUUUGGGGAUUGAGGCUACUCCCUCCAGGCAUCAAUUUUAUAAAGAAACUAAGACCCUCGUUCGUAAUAUCUGUUUUGCUGAAGACCCUGUCCUUGAAUCACCACUGCAAACAACCGAAAGACAUCAAGAGCGCGAUGCAGGCACUCAGGAAUGGAAAGGCUUAUGCUGAGGUGGCAGCUGUCGGCCUGCUGAGGUCGAAAAUGCUUCCGCCCGGUGUCAGCAACCAACAGCUACUUCACGGGGUCGGCGGAGAAGACACAGAGCCACCACCACCGGAAGACAGCGAAGAUGAGUCCGACGAGCCAUCAAGACUGAGAAAGGCUGCCGAGUGGGUUCGCGAAAACCCCGGGACGACUGUUUGCUAUGGCGUGAGUGCAGCCAGUCUUGUCGUUUUGGCCGCACCAGCUCUCGUCGCUGCACCAGCCCUGGGACUUGCGGGCUUUGGCUCGCAGGGAAUAGUCGCCGGCUCUGCGGCAGCAGGCAUCCAGGCCGGAAUCGGGAACGUCGUGGCGCCGAGCCUAUUCGCUACCCUCCAGAGCGCCGGAGCGGCUGGCUACGGUGCCGCGGUCGUCAACGGAGCGAUACAGGCGGGCGCUGGGGUCUCUGCUACUGGGUUUGCGUGGUGGGGGGCAAAGAAGAAAGACUGUAAGAAAGACUGUGGAGAGAAUGGCAAGGAGGAAGAGGGAGGCGGGGAUAAGAAGCCAAGUGCCGAGCAGGACUAG